UUGUAGUUUUGACGCGUCGCUCGCAGGGGUGUUUGUCGGUCUCCUCCUCUCAAUCAGACUGAUUAGAUGUGACCACCUGUGGUGUGUGCAUGACUAAUGAGCCUGUUGCUUGCGUUGCUUUACUUUAGAGCGAUCUGUGAUUUUGCGCGCGACUGGAUUAUGUUAACCAUCAUGUGUUGCGUUUUUGCGCGUUAUUGAAGAUCAGGAGGACGCAUAGCGGAUAGAUGCAUUUGUAUUUUCCUCUCCUCAUCCUCCGCCUGCAUGUGAUGAAGUUUGGGCGCGUUUGAGAUGCACUAUGUGAUGCACUAGUGAUUCAGCCACCGGCGUGUCUAUAGGAGAAAAGCGAAAGCGAGAUUUGCAUUAUUAGUUUCAGCGAUGUCAAUCAAAAAAGCAACAUUGACGGAGAAUAGGUUUAAAAACGGUACAUCAAGAAAUGUGCUGGAACGAUGCGCCUCGGUCAAUGAGUAUUUUGACGUUUCCUUCAAGGUGAUGCUGCUGGGAGACUCCGCUGUGGGGAAGACCUGCGUCCUGGUGCGCUUUAAAGAUGGUGCCUUUCUGGGAGGCAACUUCAUUGCCACAGUGGGGAUAGACUUUAGGAAUAAGGUGGUGACUGUGGAUAACAUGAAAGUCAAACUGCAGAUUUGGGACACAGCCGGUCAGGAGAGGUUCCGCAGCGUUACACAUGCCUACUACAGAGAUGCUCAGGCUUUACUCCUGCUAUAUGACAUCACAAGAAAGACCUCUUUUGACAACAUUAGAGCCUGGCUGACUGAAAUCUAUGAGUAUGCACAGAAGGAUGUGGUCAUCAUGUUGCUUGGCAACAAGUCAGAUAUGGCAGCUGAGAGGGUCAUCACACUUGAGGAGGGGCAGAAGCUGGCUAAGGAAUAUGGAGUUCCUUUCAUGGAGACAAGUGCGAAGACUGGUGUCAAUGUGGAACUUGCUUUUCUUGCCAUAGCAAGAGAACUGAAGCACAGAAGUGCUCAGCAGCCACACGAGCCUAAGUUCAAGAUCCACGAAUACAUCGAGUCACAGAAGCAGAAGUCCAGCUGCUGCGGCAUCCUCAAGUGACCCCAUUCCACAUGUUCAUCAACACGAAAGAUAUUUGUGCACUAACGUGUGUGUAUGUGUGUAUGAAAUGUGCAUUGUUCUGAUGUGUCUAUUCGCUUCAUAGUCAGGAAUAUACAGCCAAAUACUGUGGGAUUUAAUGAGGUACAUCACAGUAAUGAGUUUAUGGAGGUGAUGUCUGUUUUAAUUCAGGUGUAUACAGUAUUCAGGUGUGUCCCAAUAUUCCAGGUAGGCUACCUUUUGAUUGUGUAAUGUGAUUCCCAGACUUUCUCUAAUGAUUAUAAUCUCUAUCCACACACAGUGUAAACGUUACUCUUAUUAAAUGCAUUAUAUGCUUUGCAACUGGGCAUUGCCGUGGUUUUUGGAUCAAUUUUUUAAACUACAUUUGAGUGUCAAAAUAAAAGCAUACAGUGACCUCAAAGUAUUGGAUGUCUUUGCAUAGCAAAAUAUCAAACCAAGUGACAUUUAUUAAAUGGAGCACAAGCACACUUUUCAAGCAAAACAUUUGCAAUCCACAUUUUAGGUUUUCAAUUAUUAAAAAAUAUUUAUUGUUCAAAAUGAAGACAAAAAAGGUAAACCGUUAUUUAAAACUCUGUGGAAUAUGUUCCUGGUUAAUGUGAACUACACCCCUAUUAGACGGGACGUCCCUCUUACUAAAAAUCAUCUUAGAUCUUUGCGGCUUAUAAAAGUGAAGUUAGUGCUGAGAAAAGCUAGCAUUAUUUGUUUGUGGAUGUGUAUUGAAGUGUCAAAAGUCUCUAAAUACUUUUUUGUGGCCACUCCGUAUAUAUGGACUAUAAAAGAAUCAUGAGUCAGGCCUGAUCAUAACUCUGUGUUGGCUUUUGCCUUGCACAUGCGCAUGUCACCCUCUCAUACCGGUCACAUUCAUUGUAGAUUGUCUAGAAUAGAUAUUGAUAUGAAACUGCUAAUGAAAUGAAUUGUAAACCAUUUAUAAUUCCUCUCAUGUGAACAGUUUUCACAGUGAUCACAAAGUGCCACGAGAAAGUCAUUGUAUCAGCAUAUAUACUGUAUAUUGUUGCGUCUACACUUGUUUUGUAAGACAGGGAUUUUUGGUUUCAAUGUUUCUUUUUCCAUUGUUUUGUAUGUUUGAUAUUUAAAGCCACAGGGUGGCAGUAUUACACACUGAGAAUUGCAAAUAAACA
Molecule: messenger RNA, 2225 nt
Organism: Xyrauchen texanus (razorback sucker)
Lineage: Eukaryota; Metazoa; Chordata; Actinopteri; Cypriniformes; Catostomidae
Product: ras-related protein Rab-37-like
Exons: 9
Coding region: 376-1068 (230 amino acids)
Cellular component (GO): endosome; Golgi apparatus
Molecular function (GO): GTP binding; GTPase activity
Source: RefSeq, a predicted model, not a curated record